UAUCAAAUUAUAAUUGGCACCAGAGCGGGUUUUCGUCUUCAGUACGAAAGAUCCUUGGACGUCUGUUCUCUCAAAUCAUGAAUCAAGAAAGCGGAUCGAUGUCCAGGCCUCCGCAAUUAGACAGUUCGAACUACUCAUAUUGGAAUUGCAACAAGCACCCGAUCAAGACUGAUGCUGAGAAGCUUCAAGAAGAAGCCAACUAUUGUGCCUUAUAUGCGAUCAUGAUGGCAGUUGAUCAGACAAGACGCAAGAUGAUAGUACAUUGCAAUACUGCUAAAGAUGCUUGGAGGGUCUUACAACGUCAAUUUGAAGGUUCAACGACUGUCAAAGCGUGCAGACUACAAUGGGUAACUCUUGAAUUUGAUGAGAUCAAAAUGAGAGAUGAAGAGACAAUUGACGUAUACUAUGCCAGAUUUUGUGAUCUGGUAAACCAAAGCAUGAUGCUUGGAGAAGAAAUCUCUGAAAAACGUCAAGUACAGAAGAUUAUGAGAACCGUUGUUCCCAGGUUUAGAGAGAAAAUCACAGUUCUUGAAAGUUUUCAAAGAGUGGCGUCAUUGGAUGUUGAUGAACAUCUUGGAGAGCUCAGAACUUUUGAAAUCAACAACAAUUAUGACAAAGUGAAGAGUAAAGGCUUAGCUCUCAAAGCUGCUGUAGUCGAGGAAAGAGAAGAAAUCGAUGAUGAUGAAGGUCCGUUGGCAGAUGAUAGUGAGCUGAAGGAAGCACUAGCCUUAAUCGCGCGAAACUAUGGGAAGAUGAGUCAAAGGCUAUACAAGAACAAAUUUGCUGGAAAAAAAGGGGAACAGUUUCAGCAAGAAUGUAGUGCAGGACAAGAAAAGUACUAUGCCACUCUGAAAAUCCGAUUCACAACGAUUCGAGAAGGAUCAAUGCAGGGAGUGUCGAGGCUUUGGACACUUCCAUCUGGCAUUCCAGUGAAGGUCCACCCCAGGAAUCUCCCAAAUAAUCGUACCAAAACGCAUCAAGUGUGGGUUGCUAAGAAAUCCUUCAACUGUUUUGCAUCUGCUCUGUCCCUCAGGACUUCUCUAGAAGGUAAAUGGUAUCUGGACAGCGGCUGCUCUAGACACAUGACUGGUGAACCUUCAUACUUGAUGAACAUUCAAUCUAGUUCAAAUGGGGAAGUCACAUUUGGUGAUGGAGUGAGCAAUAAGGUUAUUGGAACUGGUUGUUUAAAUUUGGGAGGAAUACCUAAACUAACUGAUGU
Striga hermonthica is the source of this 1219-nucleotide messenger RNA. The record is from the annotation of a GenBank genome assembly. Lineage: Eukaryota; Viridiplantae; Streptophyta; Magnoliopsida; Lamiales; Orobanchaceae.